AUGAAAACAAACGUGUGCGGACAAUCGAGCGGCCUGGCAUCAAGUGGGCUCUUGUCUGUGUUGUAUACUGGUGGGGGUGAGCAGACGAGCCUUGAGGGCUGCACCGCGAAGGUGGCAGUAAUUGACGGCCUCAAGCGUUGCCAGCCCCUCGAGGUUCUGGUCGUGGCGGACCGGAAGGACCUUGCGAAGCCAGCCAAGCGGUUCGACCUUGGACAGCAUGGGGUCCGACUGAUAGUGUUGCCGCCAAUGGGCCUAGAUGGCGAAGGUGACGAUGCAACCGUGUGCAAGUUCGAGGAUGAGCGCCGACAGCGCGGCAAGCAACAUGAUCGGUCAACCCUGAUUGAUACUGGCGCAGCUGAUUUCCACCGUGCCGUUGACUCCUUAGCGACCAGCAUUUGGGAAGGUUUGGUGUCAUCCAAGAAUCCCCUCCACGCCUUGGACAAGCGAGUUGCGGACCGAAUUUUCGAGGACAUUGUGCCGAGGAGUAUGGCGCCGGCGCGACCCGUGGAAGGCACUCGGCGACCCUUUAUUAAGAAGUGGCGGUCGGUAACUGAGCAGGACUGCGAAUUGCUCUGGAAGCAGCACUUGAGCGCCCAGGAAACGAACCCGAAAAUGCGCGAAGUAGAAGACGACGAAUUGGCAGCCUUGAACAAGAUUACAAUCCUCGCCUCACUUCCCAAGGAACCCGGAUCGCGCUCGUCCUCCAAACCCCGCUCCUGCUCCAGCAUGCUGUGUCGGAAAGCAGUGGAAUGGAUCCUUGUAGGGAUUGCAGGCAUAGCCCUGCAACAGUGGGCUGAAUCACUUGGCUAUUGGAGCGGCAUCAAGAGCAUCUGGAGCCCCCUAGUCGACGGCACUGUCAUGGCCAAUGGCACCGCCGUGGGCAAUGAAACUAUCCCCAUGACCCACGCUCUGCACCAAGUGGUCGAGGCUCCAAGCGUCUUGCAGAUAAUGUUGAACAACUUUAGACAAGUAGCGCAGGACUUCGUAAGCGACUUGAGGCUGGCCGAAAACCGUAACCCGAACUUAACGGAGUUCUCGAACUUGACGGAGUUCUCGAACUUGACGGAGUUCUCGAACUUGACACAAGCCAAGCUGCCUAUGGGUCAGUGGGUGAAUCAUGAUUCGUUGAAUAGGUACGGAUUGUUCGUAGACCCUAAGACGACAAUUGACCUGCAGUCGUAUCGCGCGCCGAACGCCGUGUGCGUGGAUAUGUUUUAUAACCGGGCGAAGACAGACGUAAAAGUUCGAGAACUUAUGUUGACGGACCACGAGCUUUGCGGCAAGGAGAAUAAUGGUACUCUGAUGUGUCAAAACUUGAUAGUACGCAACCCCCAGUGUUUCCAGUUUGUGUCCGGAGACGCGAAGGAUCCACGCGGUCUAUAUUUCUUGUGGGACAUGAUUGAUAGAAUCUUUGGUCGUGAAAAAGGCGACAAGGACUGCGUCAUUCGUUGCGACCAUGCCGACGUAAUGAAAGAACGGAUGUUCAGUCGGAUCAUAGCUUCAGCUAGACUCUUUGAUCCGGCUGACAAGAUGCGACUGUUCCGUACGACUGAUGCAACCCCAACCAUGAACUUAACACAGACCCAGAACUGA
Gregarina niphandrodes is the source of this 1593-nucleotide messenger RNA. RefSeq lists its product as hypothetical. The transcript has a single exon. The coding region runs from base 1 to 1593 and encodes 530 amino acids. NCBI's taxonomy places the organism in Eukaryota, Apicomplexa, Conoidasida, Eugregarinorida, Gregarinidae. The record is from RefSeq and is a predicted model, not a curated record.